This is a messenger RNA of Geodia barretti, 1469 nucleotides long. NCBI's taxonomy places the organism in Eukaryota, Metazoa, Porifera, Demospongiae, Tetractinellida, Geodiidae. The record is from the annotation of a GenBank genome assembly.
UGAGAUCACGUGCUGAAUCACAUGAGUCAGCACAAAGGGAGAGAAAACCCGGAGAAAGUCUGGCUUUCGUCGGCGCAUCGUUUGUCUGGAGUUCCGUACCGGAGAGAGAAGGAACUUACCUUUUUCUGUUAUUCCCCCAACUCCCCCCCGUCCUUCUCUAUUGAGACGGGGUCCGAGGACCUCUACCGGUGAGGUUUGAGCCAACUGCGGCUACCUCCUGUCUUCAAUGUCUCUCCUCUGCACCAGUGUUCUUCACUUAGUCAAACCUUCAGCCAACUCCACUGCUUUGUCAACUUCAAACUUCUCAAAGACACCUUGUGGUCCUUCUACCUUCAACUUUGUCCUUCAUCUCUAACCCCACCUACUGUUCAAUUCGUACCCCUCCCCAAUUUGUAUUCGUUGGCUGUAUCUAUCGUUCUUUCUCCUGCUUCCAAAGAGAGAGAGAGGGAAAUGGCGUUCCAAGUAACGCCCACCCCGACUGCAGCCACAGUAGCAGCUGCCGCUGCGAUAGUUCCCGCCAUUUCUUCCCAACCAGCCGAUCUUGCCGCCCUCUUCGAAUGCCCAGUCUGUUUCGACUACGUCCUACCACCCAUCUACCAGUGCGAGAGCGGUCACCUGAUCUGCAACACUUGCAAAGAGCGCGUCCAGUGUUGUCCUAGUUGUCGCGGCCGCCUCGGAACGGUACGGAACCUGGCCAUGGAGAAAGUCGCCGAAACGGUGAAGUUCCCGUGCAAGUACGCCAGUAACGGAUGCACAAUGCGACUGCUGCACACCGAAAAGAGGAUCCAUGAAACGAACUGUGAACGCCGCCCGUACGCAUGCCCUUGCCCGGGCACCUCUUGCAAGUGGGAAGGUCCACUUGACGACGUUCUUAACCACUUACUCACCGCUCACAAGACCAUUACAACACUUGGCGGAGAAGACAUUGUGUUCUUGGCGACAGACAUUCACCUGCCCGGGGCUGUCGACUGGGUGAUGAUGCAAUGCUGUUUCGACCACUACUUCAUGUUGGUUCUGGAAAAACAGGAGAGACACGAGGGACACCAGCAGUUCUUCGCCGUCGUUCAGUUGAUAGGGACGGAGAAAGAGGCCAACGCUUUCAGAUACAAGUUGGAGCUGGUGGGUCAUGGUAGAAAGCUAACAUGGGAAGCAAAGCCUCGAAGCAUCCACUGCAGUAUAUCAAGUGUCAUUUGCAGCAACGAUUGCCUAAUAUUCGAGACUGCAAUGGCUUCUCAUUUCGGAGACAAUGGAAACCUUGCUAUCAAUGUCACAAUCUACAAGACAUCGUAUUAUUGACACACCCCUCACAUCUGUAGUCAUAGUAACUUAUGCACCAUACAUCAUAUUACCAUGUGUACAGUUGCAAUAUGCCUUUGUUCAAUCAUAGUAAUUGUACUGUCUUUAUGUGUGUUGUAUAUAUCAUUCUGCUCUCUAUGUGGUGUGUCUAUAAUGAUGAUGUAGUUGAAGGU